Molecule: messenger RNA, 1516 nt
Organism: Microstroma glucosiphilum
Lineage: Eukaryota; Fungi; Basidiomycota; Exobasidiomycetes; Microstromatales; Microstromataceae
Exons: 3
Coding region: 80-1147 (355 amino acids)
Biological process (GO): microtubule-based process
Cellular component (GO): cytoplasm; nucleus
Source: RefSeq, a predicted model, not a curated record
CGACUCGGCUGCGCUGCAAAAGUGGGGCGGCUGCUCCUUGCCUUUCUUCCGACCAACCAUCGUCGUGUGAGCGACUGGUAUGGCGACGACAGAUGCAUCGAGCCAGGUCAAGGAUACUGGCGAUGGAUUCAAGUACAAUGGUGUAGCGUCCAAGGGCAGAGGCAAACUCAGGCAGAAGGAGCCAUCAACGAGAGCAGACAGCGGCGCACACGUCCAGCUACAACGAGGCGCACCUCGAGAUGAUCCUCAAGCUUUGGUCUCGGAGCUACGAGACUCGAUAGAGCGAAAGAAGACAGAGCUGCUAGCAGAUGGAAAGCAUGGCGAUCAUAUACAAAGCUGCCUCUCCUCCUACUUCUCUUCACUACGAUGGGAUCAUAGCAGGAAACAACCUUCAUCCUCCAGAUUACCGACCCGCAUGUAUGCUCUUGGUAUCGGAGAAAUCAGUCAGAGUCGAUCUGCCCAAGCACAGGUGGCCCUGUUGCUUGAGAUGGCAGAUCACAUCGCGCGUAUAGCAGAGGAGGAGCAGAAAAGCAAGUUGCCGUCCGGCACUAGCGGCCAAGGCUCCUCUUCUGCAUCGUCUCAGAAUGGCAAAGUGGAUUCGGAGAAGUCUUUCCAGCCUUCGCUCCGACCAGCGCUCAUGGCCUUCGACCCAAUCUUCAGCGACAUAGAUAGAGCGGUGCUCACUUCAUUGGGCGUGACACCUCUGACCCGCGAAGAAGCAUCCGCUCAAGCCUGCUAUGAGGCAACGUUCCCACCUUCCAGCGGAGGAUCGGCAACGACUGCUUUCCAAGAAGAGUACAGCCUCAUGUAUAUGCCCCACUGCCCGAGGCCUCUCUCGGAACGAUAUCUUCGGGCUUUCUGGAGCAGGGAAGCUCUGCUAAAACACCGGGUCUCGUUCUGCUGGAACAGGGUGGGAAGAUAUGCUGAGUUCUUGACAGACGAGAAGCUCAAUCGCGAGUCGCCAUGCUUGUACCGCAUCAGUAAGUGCCCUGAGCACAGUCAUUGCGGGUCGUACACGUCCAUAUCCGGAGGGACCGCUUACACUGCUUUCUUCUUUUCCAUAUCCUGCAGUCCCACACCUCAAGACUCACCCGUUGCCCUCGCUGUCCCCGCCAUAUGCAGAGGCACUCAACGAUCUGGUCUUUGAGUACGUUCGCGAUCCUGACGAGGAGAUCGAGCAGACGACCAAGGCCGCUGCUGCUUCCAAUACUCGGGACAGCAACAACAACAACGAGCUCGCUGAGAGCCUAUCAAGACUGCAGCUCUCCAAUCCGAUCUCAGUGGGCACGCACGCAUCACAUACUUUGCCUUCCACGGAAGCUCAAGGUCAGAUACCCUGUGCGGACGAUACGUCGGAAGAAGCCGCCUUUACUGUUCAAGUCGCGAGAAAGAAGAAGAAGCGGCGGCCUCAACGCAAUGGAUCUGCGAGGGAGGAAGAAAAGGCAACUGUGCGGCCAGACAUCCGGUCGGAGGACUUCUGGGAGCUGCCGCCUGUCUUUGAAAGUGGAGAGGGGUC